GUUCCAAACGGAACAUCAAAGCAUUUAAAAGACAGAAUGCCUUUGUGACAUCAUCAGUCCCACAUCUAUAUAAGCAGAGAAUCUUCAAAGGAAAACCAUUUCAGUCCUGGACUCUGAACUGAGAACAUCUAUAUAUCGUGAGGAAACACUUCAAAACACCUCUUUCUUAAGACAAAAGACAUAGACACAAAACAGAAACACAAGCACAAGGAAAACACUAUAAAUACUACACUAUACUAACGGUAGUACUAGUACCACCUGUAGUGUCAAAUCUGCCAAUCUGUUUUUCCAAAUGGAAAAUAAGACACAGACAGAGUCAACCUCCAGCCCCUCCAGCAGAGGUGAGAAGAUGGCCUCCUCCCCUUCUCCCUCAACGACCUCCAGCAUAGCUAGCAUUCUCGUCUCAGAGACACUGGAUCAGACCUUCGCGAAUAUCAGCGAGCUGAUGCAGCGUAUCGCACAGUGGGAAGACGAGGAACGCUCAAAGGUUGACGACGAUGAGGACGAGUCCUCAGCUGCGUCUCUCACUCAGCAAAAGAUAGAGAGGCAUUUGCACAAGUUUUUUAACCUGCGGCAAGUUUUUGCAGAGCACAGAGGAAAGACACCGGAAGUCUCAGAGGAAGACCUGGUCCCUGAAAUGGAGCCAACACCAGAACCAUCAGAACAAGAAAGCCAUGAAUGUGCAACUGUCAGUACACAGACAAGCUCAGCUUCUGUCAAGACACAAAAAUCUGCAGGCAGACUUCACAGCAAGAUCUACAACAAAAUGAAGUCCGCAUGGAAGAAACGCUUCAGUAGAAAAUCAAAGAAGAAGUCGACAGCAGAAGAAAAUUUGGACACAGAAGCUGAAAAAGCAGACCUGAGCUCUGUCCCACUGGAAGCAACAAAUGUGGAUGUCCUAUCAGUACAGAUAGUCCCUGAACCAUCCACUACCAGCUCAUCACCAGCUCAUCCUCUGAGCCCAGUCCCACUGGAAUUAGUGGAUGAGGACAUCCCAUCAGAAGAGGAAGAUGUUGUCCCUGAACCAUCCACCACCGUCACUUCACCAGUUCAUCCUCUGAGCCCUGUGACGCUGGAAUCAGUGGAUGAGGAUGUCCUUUCAGAACCAUCCACUAUCAGCUCAUCAACACCAGGACCAUCAGAACAAGAAGGGCAUUAUGAAUGUGCAACCAUUAGUACACAGACAACUUCAGCUUCUGACAAGAAAACAUCUUCACGCAGACUUUACAGCAAGAUCUACAAGACAAUGAAGUCUGCAUGGAGGAAACGCUCCAUUAGAAAAUCAAAGGAAAAGGACCAGCCGACAGCAGAAGAAAAUUUGGACGAGGCCGACGAGUCAGAAAGCUGGGAGUUGAGGUGCACCUCCACAAGUCUUGAGGCAUAUUCUAGUGUCUCCAUGUGUUCCAGUGAGGAUGUCAAGGAUGCAACAAAAGCAGAAUUAAGAUCUACCUCUCUGGAGUUGGUUGAUAGAAACAUUGUCUCAUCUCAACCAGCAGAGCAUUUCAAAGUGGGCUCUUCUGCCAGGGAGGAAGACCAUGACGCAAAUAUGGACUUGCCACCAAUACCCACAGGUCAGUUCAACUUGGGAGCUGAACAAAAUGAAGUUGAUGAAAUUAUCAAGACAGUCAACAGCAUCCUGACAUCCAGCUCUUCAUCUCCUAAAGAGCUGUCUCCCGUGGCUGCAGUUGGCUCUAUUGAGGACACAGAAGCUGAAAAAGCAGUCCUGAGCUCUGUCCCACUGGAAACAGCGAAUGUGGAUGUCCUGUCAGUACAGGAAGAUGUUUCUCCUGAACCAUCCACCACCGUCACUUCACCAGCUCAUCCUCUGAGCCCUGUGACGCUGGAAUCAGUGGAUGAGGAUGUCCUUUCAGAACCAUCCACUAUCAGCUCAUCAACACCAGGACCAUCAGAACAAGAAGGGCAUUAUGAAUGUGCAACCAUUAGUACACAGACAACUUCAGCUUCUGACAAGAAAACAUCUUCACGCAGACUUUACAGCAAGAUCUACAAGACAAUGAAGUCUGCAUGGAGGAAACGCUCCAUUAGAAAAUCAAAGGAAAAGGACCAGCCGACAGCAGAAGAAAAUUUGGACGAGGCCGACGAGUCAGAAAGCUGGGAGUUGAGGUGCACCUCCACAAGUCUUGAGGCAUAUUCUAGUGUCUCCAUGUGUUCCAGUGAGGAUGUCAAGGAUGCAACAAAAGCAGAAUUAAGAUCUACCUCUCUGGAGUUGGUUGAUAGAAACAUUGUCUCAUCUCAACCAGCAGAGCAUUUCAAAGUGGGCUCUUCUGCCAGGGAGGAAGACCAUGACGCAAAUAUGGACUUGCCACCAAUACCCACAGGUCAGUUCAACUUGGGAGCUGAACAAAAUGAAGUUGAUGAAAUUAUCAAGACAGUCAACAGCAUCCUGACAUCCAGCUCUUCAUCUCCUAAAGAGCUGUCUCCCGUGGCUGCAGUUGGCUCUAUUGAGGACACAGAAGCUGAAAAAGCAGUCCUGAGCUCUGUCCCACUGGAAACAGCGAAUGUGGAUGUCCUGUCAGUACAGGAAGAUGUUUCUCCUGAACCAUCCACCACCGUCACUUCACCAGCUCAUCCUCUGAGCCCAGUCCCACUGGAAUUAGUGGAUGAGGACAUCCCAUCAGAAGAGGAAGAUGUUUCUCCUGAACCAUCCACCACCGUCACUUCACCAGCUCAUCCUCUGAGCCCAGUCCCACUGGAAUUAGUGGGUGGCUCACCACCAGCAGAACAUCAUGGAGAGGGGUCCUCUGUCACAGACCAAGAUCGAGUCAUCGACAGGGACUCAGCUCCUCCAGGACAGGACCCUGAGACAUAUUUGGGAGGUUCCCUCGAUGAAAAUGGAGAAGAGACCCAGCGCAAUGGGCUGAAAAAUAUAUUUUACACCAUAAUUAAGGGAUUCUUCAACAACCUUACUGAAAAGGAGCAGAUGGAUUUAAACAGUGGCGUUUAUUACAUGGAUGUGAAAGAGAAGUUGAUUGACCUUGGUGUGGAGGUACUGAGGGUCAUCCUCAAGGCAAUCAUUGACAUUGUUUCAAAAGCCAUCUAUCAGAGUCCCACUUUGUCCCUAACAAGUAAAACAGAGGCAGCUGACCAAAAAUUGCCCUCAAAAAUAUUCAGAGAAAGCUUUGAUAUAACUGAGGAAAAAAUCCAGAAGAUUCUGGACGGUUCCUUUGGCGAGGCCUUCUGUGAUGUGGUUGGUGCAGGCACAUAUGUCAGCAUGACGCCCAAAGUGACAGAGGCCAUUGUGAAAACCAUCACUGAUGAGGUCAUCUCUGUUCUGUCAGAGGCUAUACAGGAAUCAGUGGACAGAGAAUCCUCAAGUGUCUGUGCUACCUGCUGCAAGUUCUCAUGUUGCAAAGCAUGCAGAAAGAUGCUGGCAGGAGUCAUCCAGGCACUGAACUCCACCUUUAAAGCUGCAGGCACUUCCACUUCCAGACUCAAAUCAGACUUACAGAUGGAUUGUGAGAGUAAAGGUAAAAUAUCAACAGAUGCGCAACCCAUCAAAGUCAAAAAGAAGAAGUCCAAGGUGCGCCGCCUCUUUGGCAGACUGCAGAAAAAUAAAGUAGAACCUGUUUCAGAUGAACAAAUACACAAGGUAUUGACAAUCAACAAAUCACCAUCUGGACGCUCACUAUCACCCAAAGGACCCAUUCAUAUCAGGGAUUCACAUCAGGAUCCGGCUGUGUGGACCAAACGCCCCUCUCCACUGAAGGGUGAAGAAAACACCGCCAUCAAAAAGAAGAAAAAGUGUUGUAGCUACUUUGGCAAAAAGGAGACUAAGGUCCAGCCUGUUUCAGAUGAACAAGUGGACGAGGCAAUGACAGCGACUCAGUCAUCAUCUGGACACCCUUCACCACCUCAAGCCACAUCCAGUAAAUUUAACACCCCUCUGGAGUUACUUGAUUACAUUGAAGAUGAGGAUGCUACAUCAGAAGACAGCGGAAAAAUUACAUCUCCACACUCAUCAGCUUGUCUGAAGGAUACGGUCAAGAUCCCAGAUUGCCAAAAGACUGCACCCCUAUCUGAAAGUCAGAUGGAGGUGAAGAGCUUUUCCUUACAUCAAUCUGAUGACCCUGACAACAAUAAGCUUUCAGAUCAGCCUCCAGCUGUGCAGCCCAGAAGACCUUCUCUCCUGAAGAGAAUGAAGCUGUUUUUCAGCCAUCUGAGCUUCCGGAAUAACUAAAGAAUAAUGACUGAUCCCUUCUGUAUCUCCCUUCACUUCCCUCUCUCCCUCCUAUCCCCACCUUCCCUCUUCUGCCUCUCACCCCUUCUCUUCUUCCAAGUUCCCGACAAUUGACUUUUACCUCUCCUUUGUUUACCCCAUACUCUCUAUUCUCUCCCCAACACCCCCCCCCCUCCCCUCCCUUUCUCUUUCUUUGCUCUCUAAUUCCUCUCUCUAUCAUUUAUGAGGGUUUUCUCCGGGUGCUCCGGUUCCCCCACCUUCCAACACGUGUGAUUGUGUUUGCUCAUUUGUAUUAAUAAACAAUAAAAAAAAAAAAAAAAAAAAAAAAA
This is a messenger RNA of Scatophagus argus, 4527 nucleotides long. Its product is annotated as nucleolar protein dao-5-like. NCBI's taxonomy places the organism in Eukaryota, Metazoa, Chordata, Actinopteri, Scatophagidae. The coding region runs from base 293 to 4198 and encodes 1301 amino acids. The record is from RefSeq and is a predicted model, not a curated record. The transcript is spliced from 2 exons.